AAAAUGACUGAUAUAUAUGUGUGUGUGUUUAUCUAUAUAUAAGGACGAAUUAAUUCAAGAAGGGACAGCAGUAACACGCGAUUAGGAUUUAUAUAAGUGCCCCGUGCGCACAGUGACGAUGUAUCGGAAACAAAUAACCUUCUAUGAGCACGUGAGUAAUCCCCGGGUCACGUGACAAAUAGUUUUAGUCAUGGCCGACGACUACAGGCGACAAGGUUUCGAGUUGGAGAGAAGGAUAUUUGAGUUAGACAUCAAGUGUUCGAGCCUCAGAGCUGAAAAGCAAGAUGAUGACUAUUUACAGAAUGCGUCUGUCAUACUAGACAAGUUGAAAAGCUUUUACAGACAAGGAGGAGAGAGUAGCAACCUUUCCAAGCUGCUUCAGGAUUACACGCAGGUGAUUCUAGACAUCACUUUUUAUGAAGAAAAUAAACUUGUGGACCAGGAGUUCCCUGAGGACUGUUCACCAUUUAAAAUCCAGCAGCUGCUGCAAGACCUGACUGAGCCAGAGGUUUUGGUGUCUAGGCUAGCACCAGCACAAGAGGUACAGUCUGUGCUGGGCUUGGAGCUGUUGGAAUGCCUGUACUGGAGACGUGGAGCUCUACUGUACAUGUACUGUCACACUCUUCAUCAACGAAAACAGUGGAUCAAGAAAAACAAGGACACUUUCCUUAAGUGUAUUCAGGAAGGUGUGCGCUACCUGAUGCGGAUGCUGCAGGUGAGAAACUCUGUGAAGCUCAACGAUGGUGUGGUGCUCCAUGACUCUGCUACAGCAAGCAUCUUAUCUGAAGGCAUCUUCUCAGACACACAUCUGCUGACGAUGAUGUACAUCGGGGAAAUGUGUUUCUGGGCAGUCAAGUACGAAGACUGCAGCGCUGACACUAUGGACCGCAAAGAAGAUCGCCUCCAGUUUCGGGACAUUGGCACACAGAUUCUCAACAAAUACGUGCUUGCCUGUGAGGGUCCUCUGCAGGGCCAAGGCUGGAACACAGAAAAUGCCAAGGAAAUCCUUAGUAUUUUACAGUGAACCAAGCCGCUCCUCCGAAAUUGCCCUGAGGCACAGAUUUAAGUUCAGUAUUAAAAUGUGUCAAUCCCAAAUAAAAGUGGAACCCAUCGGAUGGGAUGUAAUGUUGUGGAAGGUUAAGGGGAGGCACAGGGAGAAGGUGUAAGUGAAGAGAGGAGUCUUUGGAUCAGUGUCUGCAGGCAUCCUAAUCCUAUGCCAAACGGCCCAGGCCAAAGCUACAGGUCAAAGAGAGGUUAGAAAGUAUAAGACAGGCUGUGUAAAAAGGGGGGCUGCACAGGAGCUUGUUGAAUAAUUAUUUGCCCUGUUUGGCGAAGGAAAAAAAUAAGAAAAUUAUCAUCCUGAUUCCAGACUGUUUACUAGGGCACUUGGUUUGCUCGAAGAAUGUGUUAAGAUAACAUUAAUAUAACUAUAAAGAGGUUAUUAAAAAAACAAAACAAUGACAUUUGUUUUUUUCAUUUUUAAAAUUGUUAAAAGUUUAAAGAUAAUCCAGCUGGAAAUAAGACAUUGCACAUUAACAUUUUAUUUAUUGUUUUGUUGCCAUUUUGUUUUGCCUUUAAUAUCUUAUCAUAGCAUCCAUUAUAUAUAGGUGUGUGGUCAUACACACACAAAAAGGCAAAGAGCAGUUUGACAUGAUGUAUUUUCAUGACCAGUCUGAAGUAUGUUCAUAAGUUUGUCCAUACCAGCUUUGUAAUGCCCCACUUGUAUUUCUAUCUAUUGCAAGUUCAAUUUUUCUUCCACUUGAAUAAUAUUGAUGGUUUAACUAUUAUUAGAAAAUCUUUGUUGUUUGGACGAAAAUCUUUUUUUUUAUGUCCUCGCUGACAAUAAACACGUGCUUUGUUUUAAGAAAAACACUAAUUUGCAUUACAAA
Messenger RNA from Mugil cephalus (flathead mullet), 1889 nucleotides. It is a transcript of the gene rimoc1, whose product is annotated as rab7a interacting mon1-ccz1 complex subunit 1. The transcript is spliced from 6 exons. The record is from RefSeq and is a predicted model, not a curated record. Lineage: Eukaryota; Metazoa; Chordata; Actinopteri; Mugiliformes; Mugilidae. Gene Ontology annotation, biological process: mitophagy. The coding region runs from base 191 to 1024 and encodes 277 amino acids.